AUGGAUCGAGGGGACCAAGGGUCCGGGGCUAUCUGGUACCUCUAUCUCAGGUACCCUGAAUCUGAAGAUACCCCUGAGACGUGGUUGGUGGACACAGCACCGAGCUUGAAAGAGUCCCAGUCGGUAGCCUGCCGAACAUGCCUCGCAGCGACAGGAGGGAGCCCCUUUCGGGGAGUGGGGGAUCCGGUUAGGGAGGCACUUCUAGGGGAUGUACUGCGCUGUAGAUCGGGCGCAGAGGCCGCUGUGGCACAUGCCGCCGCGGGUCGACAGGCGUUGAACGAUGGGCGAUGGACGACGGUGACUGGAGGACCUACUGCGCUGCGUAAUUGGGAUAGUACACGCAUGCUGCCGAACCUGGAGUACCUCGACGUCUACGAACCACCCAACUGUCGUCGACGAAAGGGAGAUGGGCCCAGCGACGACAUGCGACCCUGGUCUCGACGGUGGGGACGUGGGGCAGAACAAGAACCGCCAGAGCCACAGCCCCAAGACACCAAACCUAACCUGCGCAAAUCGCCAUGGACUCAGGGAGCACGGUGCCGGAUAUCGACCAGGGACGGAAGAAUUAGCAGAGAAUGGGCAAUCAGAAAGGAAGGGAUAAGCAAUGUCGCCAACUGGCGCCCGAGCCCGGUCCGUUUUCCAACUCCUCGACAGCCAUUCGUUACUGGCUCUGUGUCUUAGUUUCAGACCAACUACUAGCCCAGAUAAGGAAGUCAGUGUGAUGGCACUGAAGACAAGAAUGAUGCCAUCUCGGUCUGCUGCAGAAGUUGUUUUCUGUCUAGGCCAAUUUACCAUUGCCACUGGGAGCUCGUACUCCAAACCAGAGCGUCAUUGAUC
Messenger RNA from Ilyonectria robusta, 837 nucleotides. RefSeq lists its product as uncharacterized. The record is from RefSeq and is a predicted model, not a curated record. Bases 1 to 681 code for a protein of 226 amino acids. NCBI's taxonomy places the organism in Eukaryota, Fungi, Ascomycota, Sordariomycetes, Hypocreales, Nectriaceae. The transcript has a single exon.